UGCGUUGCCUUCUAGAUGUGGCUCGUGCAAGAAAAGGCAGAUCCUCGCCACCAGGUCUCGCGUCUGGAGGCCACAAUCGACGGUCCUCACUCGUGUCAACACUCGCCAUUGUCACUGGCUCAACACACGCCGCACACAAACACUCAACUUUCCACGGCUUCUGCCAAGAUAGAGCAGGAGGAGCAAGCCAUGACAGGAAGGGGAGGCGACUUGGCUGGUGUAAGUGGCAGGAGGGGAGCCGGCGGGGUGUGCGGGAGGCUGAUAGCAGUACUGGCGGCAGCGUUAGCUCUCCUCCUCUGCCUCCUUCCUCCAGCCACCGCCAUAGACCCGCAGUCCACCCUGGAGUGCCAUCGCCGACAGUACAGCUACAAGGUGCACAAGACUGACGAUAACGGGAGGAUGUGCUGGGAUGUUGUUAACGUUAUGAGCUGCUGGGGAAGGUGCGACUCCAAUGAGAUUGCAGACUGGAAGUUCCCCUACAAACGCUCUCACCACCCCGUCUGUAUUCACGACAAAACUCAAUUAACCGAGGUGACGCUGAGGAACUGUGACGAGGGAGUGGCGCCGGGGACUGAGCUGUACUCUUAUCACGAGGCCACGCGCUGCGCCUGUGCAGUGUGUAAGUCCUCGCAGGCAUCGUGUGAAGGGCUCCGCUACAGAGGCGCCCGCAGAGCCCCGAGAGCCCAGGUGCCCAGAGGCUGAAUGCUCCACCCACUUGGGCCUGCGACUGGAUAUCAAGACCCUGGUUCCUGCCUCCUCUCCCACUCUGUCACGUGAUUCUGAAGUCCUGCAGGAUAUACUAGAGCAUUGGUUUAGGAUGCUCGUGGAUCUAUUGUACGUACGUAGAGUCCCUUAAAUAAAUGCAGAUAUUAUUUUCUAAGGAUUCUCCUGGACGAAGCUCUUCAGGAUAUGUUGACGGUCCCAGCUGAGAUGACCGAGGUGUGGCGGUGGUGAUGGUGGUAGCUAGCUAGGGUCGAGGCAUCCACGGUGGCCGCCGAAAAGACUCCCUUCCGAUGCGCCAAACAUUCCUUCAUUCAUUUCUUCGUUUUCUUCUGACUGUUUUGAUUCGUUACUGAGACAAGGGAACAAGAAUACUCUGCACAGCAUCUCUUGAAAGAAUGAGAGAAGGAAACCUAACAGUGAAAUACAAGAAGGUGACAAAGAAAUGUCUCGGGAGAAAAGAAGUAUUGGCCAAGCGGUUGUAUGCUCACUCAAGAGACAGUGUAAACUAAACUGUAAUAAGAAUGACAUGUAUAAUCUGUCACUUGUCCAUGAUUUGUAUGUCAGUAGGUUAUGACAGGCGAGGACGAUUCAAGUGCUGACUCACAGAAUACUUCAAGAAAUAGCGACGAUUCGAGGAAGAGAAAAAAAAAAAAACAAGAUAAAGAAAAGACUGUGAAAGAGGGUAAAAAAAAAAACCCUGUAAAAUGAAGAAAAUAAAACAAGAUAAAGAAGAAACUGCAAAAAA
Molecule: messenger RNA, 1468 nt
Organism: Portunus trituberculatus (swimming crab)
Lineage: Eukaryota; Metazoa; Arthropoda; Malacostraca; Decapoda; Portunidae
Gene: Gpb5
Product: thyrostimulin beta-5 subunit-like
Exons: 5
Coding region: 16-702 (228 amino acids)
Biological process (GO): G protein-coupled receptor signaling pathway
Cellular component (GO): cytoplasm; extracellular region
Molecular function (GO): hormone activity
Source: RefSeq, a predicted model, not a curated record